ACUGCCAGAACGUCGGCGAUCCCAGCAGCUCUUCUAAAUCAGUUUCUAGACAGAUUGGUGACUCAGUGGACGAUCUGGGGGAGAUCUUCAGAGCAUAACCGUUUCUGACAUGCACUUUGAUAAGUCGCCAAAAGAGAAGCCGUGUUGCACUCUGCCCACAGUGAAGAAACUCUUGGAGCAGAAGAGAAGACGUGAGACGUCCUCGGUGCCACCUUCCUGCCCUGCUGCCAGCACAAGUCCUGUUCCUCCAGCUACUGUUUCACAGUUGUCAUCAUCAGAACCAUUUACCUGUACAGGUGCAGCAAGCAGCUACUCAGACAUGGCAGUGAGCUAUGAGCAGUGGCCUCCAGCCCCUGAGUCGACACUCAGCUACUACAGCAGCCACCCAGGACCCAGCUAUGCUACCGGCUACAACCUCCCUGUGACACCCGACUACAGCACACAGCAACAGGUCCCAGGAUUUGUAGACACAAUGACUCCGACAUACGAGUGUCAAAUGGCCAUCACAGAUCCCAGCAUGGCCUCAUCUUGGUCACCUCUGGGCCCAGGUCAGAGCUCACAGCUGAGUUUUUGUCCAUCGCUGGAUGCCACCAAGCUGGAGGAGGCAAGGAUGCUGCUCAGUGGGAUGGACUACAGCAGAACCACCUGCCAGGAUGAAGACGGAGACACCAUCCUGCACAUCUACACUGCCAAGGGACUCAGGGAGUGUGCCUUCGCUGCUGCAGAGAGGCUCAGGGAUGUAGGGAGGCUGGAUGCCAAAGAACACAAGGGCAAGACUGCUUUACUGGUGGCGGUGACGGCAAACCAACCAGAGAUUGUGCAAGAUCUGCUGUCGUUAGGAGCAGAUAUCAAUGCCUGUGAUGUUAAAGGACAAACUGCCCUUCAUCUGGCUGCUCACUAUGGAUUCCCUGGGGUUCUGCAGGCAAUUCUGUCCAGACGGCCAGUUGUCAACCUGGAAGCCCGCAAUUUUGAAGGCAUGACUCCUCUGCACUGUGCAGCCAUUUCUCACGGUGUCACCAUGAAGGCUUUGUCUACCACUGGGUUGGCAGAUGUUAAUCUCCAGACCAAGGCUGCGGAAAAACUCUCCUGCGUGCAGAUGCUGCUCAGCGAAGGGGCAUCCCUACUCAGUCAGGAAAUCAAAAGCAACAAGACAGUGCUUCACUUGGCUGUAAAGGAGGGGAACAUUGACUUGGUGCGUUAUCUGCUGAGGAUUCCCCUGCCAAACAUGAAAGACUUUGUCAACAUGAAAGCUCAUGGUCACACAGCUUUACACAUGGCAGCUGGUCUCCACGGUAACCCCCACCAGGAGGAGAUCCUGCAGCUGUUGCUGAGCAGAGGAGCUGAUCCCAGCAUCCGCAACCUGGAGAACGACCAGCCAGCUCACCUGCUGCAGAGCGGCCUGCAGGGAGAGCAGCUCAAGCUCAUGCUGAAGAAACGGAGCGCUUCCUCUCGUCGGCGUAUCAUGUCCUUGCAGGACCAGGAAUGAUUUAAAUCACUUGUAAUCCCCAUUUGGUGGGAAUGAGUCUUUAAGAUUGUUCCUCUGUUGAAAAGGGGAUUUACAUUUUAUUGACAGGAUGUUUUGGGAGUCUCUGGCCUGUAUUAACCUAAAAAAAAAUCCCCAGUACAAUAGACAUUGUAUUAAACAAAUGAUGCUGUAAUUGUAAAACUUAAACCGCCUGUUUCUUAGUGUGUGUUAAACUAUAGUACUUUGUUUUUUCCUACACACAAAGUGAAUUAUUCAUCUGUAAAUGCAGCAUUUCAUUCCAAAAUGCCAAACCAAUCCCACCGCUGCUGACAAAUAACCAUGUUUAAAUGUUUGACUGAUUGAAAUAUUUUAAUUCUGUAUUAAUCUUUGGCAAAAUGUGUAUUUAACAUUUUGAAAUGAGAAAACUGAAACAGAAAGCAUUAGUUAUUUGCAAAAAGUAAAAUAUUGUCAUGGAAAGUGGAUUGAAAUUCACUUUCAUGAUAGGCUACACUCCCAGGUUAAAGUUGAUUUCUAUGAAAUCGUGAGAAUAAGCUCCAGGACCAUGUCCCUGAAACCCCUCUGACUCUCUUCUUAAAACCCCCCAUCCAUAAGUUAUCAUACUGAUACACUGAGUGAUGGUUCUGAUUUCAGUCAGCAUGUAUGUUAAGAAUGCGUGUGUUGAACAUGAGAAGAAUCUGUUAUAUAAUUUAACUUUCUGUCUGUAUGCAUCAUACAUAUCUAUGUAACAUCAGGUGUGAUUUUCUUUGUGGGAAAAGGAAACUUUACUGUGUAAAACGACUAUGUUUUUGAAACGGAUUGUGACAAAGAAUGUUCUUUUCUUAUCACAGACACAUUACAUGAGUAAGUGCGAUGACAAAUUGUCUGCUGAUUGUACCUUUUAGUCAUGAGUCACGAGUAAAAGUACAAUAACACUGUUUAAGUUCCAUAAGAUUGCUUUGAUGUUCAGGGAACCUUUUGAGCAGUCCCACUUACAUUUAGCUACAGAGAUUAGCGGGAUGGAAAAUACAUCACUUCGCUAGAAAAUCGACGGCAGUUAUUUACACAAACACAGAGGGAGCAUUUAUUUUAUAAGCCCUAUUUCCACCUGCCUUCACGGUCAUGACAAAGAAACUUAAUCACAGAUGAAAUGACUGUAAUUUGAGUGAUACAUCUUUCAC
Messenger RNA from Acanthochromis polyacanthus (spiny chromis), 2643 nucleotides. It is a transcript of the gene nfkbid, whose product is annotated as NF-kappa-B inhibitor delta. Lineage: Eukaryota; Metazoa; Chordata; Actinopteri; Pomacentridae. Gene Ontology annotation, molecular function: protein binding. Gene Ontology annotation, biological process: regulation of gene expression. The transcript is spliced from 12 exons. The coding region runs from base 110 to 1486 and encodes 458 amino acids. Gene Ontology annotation, cellular component: nucleus. The record is from RefSeq and is a predicted model, not a curated record.